Molecule: messenger RNA, 1593 nt
Organism: Rhodamnia argentea
Lineage: Eukaryota; Viridiplantae; Streptophyta; Magnoliopsida; Myrtales; Myrtaceae
Exons: 3
Coding region: 1-1593 (530 amino acids)
Biological process (GO): DNA integration
Molecular function (GO): RNA-DNA hybrid ribonuclease activity; nucleic acid binding
Source: RefSeq, a predicted model, not a curated record
AUGGUCGGUAGUAGGGGCAUCGAGAUUGAUCCGUCCAAGGUAAAGGCCAUAUACGAGUUGCGACCCCCGUCUUUCGUGAAGGAAGUUCGCAGUUUCUUGGGGAGAUUGAACUAUGUGGCAAGAUUCAUAUCCCAACUGUUAGAGACUGCUAGACCAUUUUUCAAGCUUCUCAAGAAGAAUGCGAAGAUCGUGAGGGAUAUCGAAUUUCCACCUGUUCCCGGCGUGCCUCUAAUCCUUUAUCUGACCAUCCACAAGGAAUCCUUGGGAGCAGUAUUGGUGCAGAAAAGACCAUCAGAUGGAAAGGAAUGCGCGAUAUACUAUCUCAGCAAGAAAUUUUCUGAUUCUGAAGCUAAUUACUCGGAGGUCGAGAAGACUUGUGUAGCUCUGGUUUGGGUGUUACACAGAUUGCGGCAGUAUACUCUUCACCAUCAGAUCAUGUUGACCACCAAAUGUGAUCCCAUCAAGUAUCUCUUGGAGAAGCCGGCGUUGGUUGGCAAAUUGGCCAAGUGGCAGAUUCUUAUUUUCGAGUUCAAUGUACGGACAAUGACACAGAAGUCGGUGAAAGGUCGAGCAAUAGCAGACAUGUUAGCAGAGAAUGCUGCGGGACCGCAGGCGGGAGAUGAAAUGGACCCUCUUGAUGAUCGUGUUUUACUGGUUAAUGCGGAAAAGUGGGUCAUGCACUUCGACGGAGCCGUUAACUUAUCCGGAUGCAGUACAGGGGCAGUCCUUAUCUCCCCGGAUAGCCAACACUAUCCAAGAGCCACCAAGUUAUUGUUUCCGUGCACCAAUAACAUUGCUGAAUACGAGGCCUGCAUUCUCGGGCUACAGGCUGCCAUAGAGAUGAAAAUUCGGAGACUGCAAGUUUAUGGCGAUUCUGCCCUCAUUAUCCUUCGGACAGAAGGCAAGUGGAAAACUCGUGACCCGAAGUUGAUCCCGUAUCACAAGUUUCUGGAAGAUAUAAUCGAAGAGUUCGAUGAGAUAGCGUUCGAGUAUCUUCCUAGAGCCCAGAACCGGUUCGCAGACGAGUUGGCCACCCUAUCUUCAAUGUUCCAAGUGACUGCGGGUUCGGACUUCGAGCCAUUGAGAAUCGAAAUCUUGAAACAUUCCGCUUACUCCAUGCCAAUAGAAGAAGAGGAAGAUGGAGAGCCCUGGUAUCAAGAUAUUAAGGUUUACCUGCAGACCGAAGAGUUUCCUGAAGGUAGUGAAGCAGGUGACAGGAAAUAUCCGAUGAAACUGUCUUCAAAAUUUUUCCUCGGCGGCGAUACGUUGUACAAAAGGUCAUAUGACUCCGUUCUCCCGAGGUGCGUUGAUGCCAAGGAAACCAAUCAGUUGAUGACCGAAAUCCAUGAAGCCAAGAACGUGGCCGGGUUCUUGCGUCGAGAUAUCUUUGCCCGAUAUGGAGCGUCGGAGGCUAUAAUCAACGAUAACGGUUCAAACCUCAACAACAAGGUGGUUGACGAGGUUCUUGGUGAGUUUCGCGUCCAGCAUUUGAAUUCUUCGCCUUACCGCCCGCAGAUGAAUGGUGCAGUAGAAGCGGCGAAUAAGAACAUCAAGAAGAUUCUGUCCAAGACAGCAAAGAACUAUCGGGAUUGA